GCAUUACCAAUUUAUUGCUCCUGAUCUUGUGUUUUUGCUAUACAUUUUGCCUGACAUUGCUACUGAGUGUUUUAUUGCCAUUUUGUGAGUGUUGUUGUUCAUCGCCAUCCUUGCCGCUGCACCAUUGUCUGUCUUCUAAUAAACAAUAAACCUGGCCAUUGUUCUAAUAAUUAUAUAUCUUUCUUUUUAUGUUGCUGGUGCUAUUAGAUUCUCCCAAGGAAAGCUCGCCUAAAUCCUUGAAGAAGGACUCUAACGAUGCAAUUCAUUCCAGCAGGGAGGAGAGAACAAGUGUAGAGAGUAGUUUGAGCCGUAGCUCUGCUGUGGAUCUAAAUAGGUUCCAAGCAAGGAAUUUUACAUUAGACGAAGUAGUUACUGCCACUGGAAAUUUCAAGAAAGAGAAUUUUCUUGGCGCAGGAGGCUUUGGAAGAGUUUAUAAAGGUUACCUGAAAGAUAGUGGUGAGAUUGUUGCUAUAAAGAAACUUGAUCCGCGAGGGGGUCAGGGGAAACGUGAAUUUCUGAUCGAGGUUUUAACAUUGAGCAAUGCCGAACAUGAUAAUCUGGUUAAACUAAUUGGCUACUGUACAGAGAGAAAUCAGAGGAUAAUAGUUUAUGAACAUAUGCCACUCGGCUCUUUAGAGGACCAUUUACAUGGGACUCUACUGGCUAGAAAGCACUUGAAUUGGAACACGCGGAUGAAGAUUGCAGCUGGAGCAGCGAAAGGCUUGGAGUAUCUGCACAGCCAGAUGAAGCCACCAGUUAUAUACCGUGAUUUGAAGUCUUCCAAUAUCUUGCUGGGAGAGGGUUAUCUUCCGAAACUAUCUGAUUUUGGUUUGGCUAAAGUAGGGCCAUUGAGUGGCGAAAGUCAUGUUACUACCCGAGUUAUGGGCACUUACGGUUAUUGCGCCCCUGAGUAUGCUAAGACAGGCAGGCUAACAUACAAGUCAGACAUCUAUAGUUUUGGUGUUGUUCUUUUGGAGCUCGUCACAGGUAGGAAUGCCUUUGACAAUAGAAAACCUGGCCCAGAACCUCAUAAUCUAGUUGAAUGGGCAAGGCCAAUGUUCAAGGACCGUCAUAAAUUCCAUCAAAUGGCCGACCCUGCGCUGAAUGGCGAGUAUCCGUCUAAAAUGUUAUACCAAGUAUUGGCGAUUGCUGCAAUGUGCACACAAGUAGAUCCGGAGCUCCGGCCAAAUACUACCGACCUGGUAACAGCUCUCGCCUUUCUUUCUUCCCACUCGAACAGUCCCAUCCAGAGCACACUUAUAGCAAGCAGCUCCAGCUCCAACUCCAACUCCGAGACCCCUCAGAUGGGAUAGGAUCAUAGCAUAGGCUGAACUGAGUGUCCUCAUUGUUGUUAUGGUUUCGA
Andrographis paniculata is the source of this 1363-nucleotide messenger RNA. Its product is annotated as probable serine/threonine-protein kinase PBL7. The transcript is spliced from 4 exons. Lineage: Eukaryota; Viridiplantae; Streptophyta; Magnoliopsida; Lamiales; Acanthaceae. The record is from RefSeq and is a predicted model, not a curated record. Gene Ontology annotation, molecular function: ATP binding; protein kinase activity. Gene Ontology annotation, biological process: protein phosphorylation. Bases 189 to 1313 code for a protein of 374 amino acids.